AUGGACACCCUCCGCACCUCCUCGCCCUCUCCGGGCGUCAUCCACAUUGAACUCAACCGCCCAAGGGCCCUCAAUGCCAUGAACCUGGCCUUCUUUGACGACCUCGCCGCCGUCAUGGCAGACGUCGCCAGGGACCGAUCCGUCCGUGCUGUCGUUCUCUCUGGCGCAGGCAAGGUGUUCUCAGCUGGCUUGGAUCUGAAGGAGGCGGCUGCGGGCGUCUUUACCUCGGGCGGCCGCCGCAGGCGCGAUGGCGAGAGCGACGAUGACGACGAAGAGGACGACGGUGGCACUUCCGACGUCGCUCGCCAUGGCCUCGCCACCCUCCGCGACAUCGUCGCGCCGUGGCAGGACGCGUUUACCGCCGUUGCCGAGUGCCGAGUUCCGGUCAUCGCUGUUGUCCAUGGUGCGUGCGUAGGCGGUGGCGUUGACCUUAUCUCGGCCGCCGACAUUCGCAUCGCCGCCGCCGACGCCUGGAUCUCGGUGGCAGAGGUCAAGAUCGGCAUUGUCGCCGACCUCGGCACGCUGCAGCGUCUUCCGCGCAUCAUCGGCUCGGCUUCGCUUGUUCGUGAGCUUGCGCUCACCGGCCGCCGCAUGGAGGCCGCCGAGGCCCAUGCCGCUGGCCUCUUCUCCGCCGUUCACACGACCCGCGACGAGGCCCUCGCCGCCGGUCUCGACAUGGCCGCAUCCAUCGCCGCACUCUCGCCGCUGGUUGUGGCCGGCACCAAGGACGUGCUCAACACGUCUGCCGAGCUCUCGGUGCAGCAAGGCCUCAAGUACGUGGCGACAUUCAACGCGCUCGCCACCCAGUCACCCGACGUCGCCGCUUCGGUCAUGGGCCAUCUCACCAAGUCGGUGCCGGUCUUCUCCAGUCUCUGACGCGCGCCCCGCUCCACUCAGCGGCGCGUUUUGUACGAGGCAAUAUCGUCGUUGGUGACUCCUGGAGGCAGCCCACCGCCGGCUUCGUGCAAGAGGCUCAAAGGACUCGCUCUCCCGCCGCGCGAGAGAUACGUCGCCCACACCAGCGGUUCCGAGCCGCGCAGCGAAACCUGGCGCAGCUCGUCGAGCGUCGCCCACGCUGCGCCCGCAGACUGAAAGUCCGGCACCGUCUUGGGCCGUUGGUUCGGGUCUUCGACCUCGGCCAGAAAUACGAUCCGCUGCCGGACGUAUCGCGGCCUCGGAAAGAACUCCAUUCGGAGGAUGCCAGUCAGGCGUACGUCGAUGCCUGCCUCCUCGCGGGUCUCGCGCACCGCUGCCGCUGCCAGCCCCUCGCCGGGGUCCACCCGUCCGCCUGGCAACCAGAAGCCCUGAUCGUCAAACUCUUGCACCACCAGGAUGGCCCCGUCGACCGGUCGCACUACCACUACCAGCGCAAACGCGUACAGCAGCCCAGGUUGCGCGUUCUCCUCAUGUGGUGGCAAGUGUGGCGGGUAGUGCUUGGUAAAGAGAUGCACCGGA
Messenger RNA from Thecamonas trahens ATCC 50062, 1455 nucleotides. RefSeq names its product Delta3,5-delta2,4-dienoyl-CoA isomerase. The coding region runs from base 1 to 876 and encodes 291 amino acids. The record is from RefSeq and is a predicted model, not a curated record. Gene Ontology annotation, molecular function: delta(3,5)-delta(2,4)-dienoyl-CoA isomerase activity. Lineage: Eukaryota; Apusomonadida; Apusomonadidae. The transcript has a single exon.